CAUACCCGCUGGAAGCAGAGCCCGCAGGAACUGCAGGGAAAGCUCCUUCCCAAGGGGAAGCAGCUGCUGGAAGGCUGAGAGGAGAGUCGUGCCCUCACUGAGAUUUAGGGAUCAGAUGCCAACAUAAGGAAUAUUCCACGGAUUAGUGCAACAUUGAAGAGCCCUGUUUCCAAGCAAAUCCCAUCACAGAACAAAAAAUCGAUGGGGAUUUUAAUUUAGGGAAUAUCUUUAAGAUCCUGCUCGAUAAUCUCCCGUUUUCCAAGGAGAAGGGAACAAAACGAGUCCGUGGCAGAGCCGGGGCUUGGGGCUUCCAGGAGCCUCCCAGGGCUUGGCACAGUUUGGCUGCGGCUCCCUCGGGAUGAGGCGGCUCCGUCCCCUCCCCAAAGUCACCGGGACACACGUCAUGGGAUCAGGCUGGAGCUGGACCUGCCCACUGACACACAUUCCCAAAAUACACCUCGGAGCAGGAACUGCCCUUCACAGCCCAGGGAACGAGGACUCGCCUGCUCAUCCCACGGGUUUAACCCCCAGAUCCCGGGGUAAAUCCGCCCUUGGAAUUGCAGCGGGGAUGGACACAAGGCACUUGCCCACAGCGGUGGAGUUUUCAGGAGAACCAGGAUUACCUUGGAAAUCCUAAUGGAUGGAAAAGUCCCAAGAGUGCCACUCACAGCACUUGUUCCCAGGUAAAAAGCAGGAAAAGGGAUUCCCCGAAUUAAGGAGAAACAAAGAAAUCCUCUCCUUUGGAAUACGUCUCCUCCAAAAAACCAGGACCAAUCCAGAGCCCGUUCCCAGGAACCGCAUCCCACAAACCAGUGAUCCCAAGGGUUCUCCCCACUGGAUAUCCAGUGACACCCCACAGGCCAAGAUUUUUCCAGAUCCCAGAACCACAAAGGUCGGAAAAGGCCUCCAGGACCGAGUCCAAGCAUUCCCCAGCACUUCCAAGCCCACCACUGAUCCAUGUCCCCCAUCCACUUCCACACGGAUUUUAAAUCCCUCCAGGAAUGAGGACUCCACCACUGGAGUGUUCCAAUGCCUUACAACCCUUUCCAGGAAGGAAUUUUCCCUAAUAUCCAAUUUAAACCUCCCCUGGAGCGUGUUGAGGCCUUUCACUCUCAUCCUGUCCCUCGUUCCCUGGGAGCAGAGCCCGAUCCCACCAGGAUCCAACAUCCAGGCAGGGAUUUGUGGAGAGCAAAAAGCUCCCCCCGAUCCUCCUUUUUUCCAGGUUGAGCCCUCCCAGCUCCCUCAGCUGCUCCCAGAGCUCCAAACCCUUCCCUGGAUACCUCCAUGUCUUCCUUGUACCAAAGAUCCAACAAGGUUUAUCAAUUCCAGACCUUCCCAACCAUCCAAAGAAGAAGAGGUUUUUAGGGAUAACUCCUUAAGGCAGGGAGACAUUCCAACUGUCCAAAUUAAACCCUUGGGGAGGGACGAAAAAUCCUCCCCCCAUAUCUCCAAGAUUCCCAACGUUUUCCUCCCUGACCUCAGCCAGAGCACAAUUUACCUCCGGAGCUCCACGCUCGUCACCCUACGGAAAACCCUUCGGGAAUGACAAGUCAAGGAACACCCCCAGCCCCUUCUCGGGAAUCUGGGAGCGGAGAAGGAGCCCAAUCCAGGGCUGCUGAGAACUCAGGGAGUUAAACCCAUCCCCCAGUGCCUGUGCUGCAGCCACCCACAUUCCCUGCCGGCAGAGCCCACGGAGCAGCUUCCCGGCGGCUCCCGAGCUCCGGCAAAAAUAACGGCCAAGUUGCCAGGGGGGGGAAAAAAAAAAAGAGGGAUGAAAUCCAAAUUAAUUUGGGGGUUGAAAGAGAACGUGAUGUUCCAGAGGGGGGUAAAAUCCACUCCUGGUUAACAGCCGGCAAGGAAAGCUCGGCUGGAGUGGGAAUGGGAAUGGGAUGCCGGGAUGAGGUGAUGGAUGCAGGAAGCACCUCACUGCUGUAAGGGAUGGGCAGCUGAGCAUCCCAAACCUGCUUCCUGGCUGUAAUUCCCAGGAACGAAAACUCCUUGGUUUCCCUAAUUUCCAGUUGUUCACCACACAGCCAGUGGUUUUUCCACAGGAAAAAUUCCAAGGGGUGGGCGAAGCCGGCGAGGGCAGAUCCAAGCGGGGAGCGGGGCUCGCGCACAGACCGCCUCAGACGGAGCCUCAUUCCUUUAGGAAAAGCUAUUUUUCCCUACAAUCCCAACAGCUUUCCACCCUGGAAUUCUUACCAGCUCAAAAAGAAAAAGGCAGGGAAAAA
Pseudopipra pipra is the source of this 2231-nucleotide messenger RNA. RefSeq lists its product as uncharacterized. The transcript is spliced from 2 exons. The coding region runs from base 641 to 1546 and encodes 301 amino acids. The record is from RefSeq and is a predicted model, not a curated record. NCBI's taxonomy places the organism in Eukaryota, Metazoa, Chordata, Aves, Passeriformes, Pipridae.